Messenger RNA from Prunus armeniaca (apricot), 207 nucleotides. The record is from the annotation of a GenBank genome assembly. NCBI's taxonomy places the organism in Eukaryota, Viridiplantae, Streptophyta, Magnoliopsida, Rosales, Rosaceae.
AUGAUGUUGGAGGGAAAAGACAGGGUUCCAUUGUGGCAAGGAUUGUACUUGGUUGUGUAUAAGGAUGAUUUGAAGGACCUACUUACAAAAGAUGCAGUUACUGAUUCAUUUGCGAAGAUUUUACAAACUGAGAGAAGCAAUGAUCCAGCAGUGAGGACUAAAUCGCAUAUGAUGACAACGUUUUGGUGGGUAUGUUUACAAAGAUGA